Molecule: messenger RNA, 1647 nt
Organism: Ectocarpus sp. CCAP 1310/34
Lineage: Eukaryota; Phaeophyceae; Ectocarpales; Ectocarpaceae
Source: the annotation of a GenBank genome assembly
AUGGUCUUGUUCGAUAUUGUUUUCGUUCGACAACAGGCAAGCCUGGUGCUAUUUCUCGUUGGGAAGGCAAGUGUCACAAAUGGUAACCGUGCCCUCGCCAUAUGGGAAGCAUGCAUCACGUGGUGGUCGCGCUUCUACGGAUGGGUAGUGCUAACGACGGGUGCAUUCUUUUUGGCAGCCCAAGCUUCGAGCGUGCCGAGCCUAGAGGGGACUUUCUGCUUGACUCUAGAUCUACAAGAGGACGAAGACGUGACGUUUUCGGACGCGCUUGGAUUCGUGAUAAACAACGGCAUACUAAUAAUCCAGUUCGCGCUUCUGCUGGCGAUCUUCGUGAAGCCGCUCAUGAUCCCCCAAGGCCAUACGCAGUCAGGCGGGGCGGUGUACCGUCGGUUGGUGAUGCGAAACGUGGCAUGUACGAUCGCCAUCACCUUCACCUACGCCGUCACAACCGUAAUUGUGGUAUUGGGCUUUCUCACCACUGCUCCCGGGAGCAUCAAGGCGGCUCAACUCGCCGACCUUCUGCCAACGGCAAAUAUUUUCGUGACCCUCUGUCUGACUGAGUUAUCCUUGCCUCUUGGAUUCUCCAGCUGCGUGAAGGCCAUCAAGGCCGAGACAAGCUCGGUGGUGGACAGUUAGAGACACCAGACGGUGAAGGGAGAUCAACCCAUGCCGAUGGCCCAGUCAGGGGACAAUGGUACGGGGCUUGGCAGCGGCGAGUCACAGGAAGCAGGCGAGUCUACCGAUUUUCCCUUCGAGAUACCGUAAUGGGAAAGCCCGAUCGUAAAUGAAGAUGUAGCGCAACGGCCCAGUCAAUGGAGAGGGACAUAGUAGCUCAUACUGGACGGAGGAGCGAGGACCCCAUCGCGGGCCUGGAGAUUGUGCCGAUGCCUCUAGUGACCAUCGAGUGUGGAGGUUGGAGUGCAGGGGUUGUUUGCGACCGCUUUCCGAAAUGAGCGCUGCAGCGAGCCGGCGGUGCUGGCACCUGGGACGGUGAGCACAUAUCCGCUUCCUAGGCCAUGGAUAUUUGGAGCGCACUAUAAAAGUUCGGUGAUUGCCUCUUGCGCGCAGAGGGGAGGUCUCCUGAACGAUCCCCGCUCGCGCGGUUUGAUGCCUGGCUUUGAACUUGGACUUCACCCGUGGGCGUUGUUGUCCGCGCGGUUCGUAAACAUAGGUUAUACAAUUUGUAGUAUCUGCUGGUACUUGUAGACUAUGUGUAGUGGGGUUCUCUGGGCGAUUCCCUCUCGCGUCCCUUGAUGUUGGGCUCAAACCGAUAAAGGGUGUUAUGCGUGUGAUUCUGGACGUUGGGUAAUAUAGUAUGUAAAUAUUAUCUGCUGGUGUUGUAUAUAUGGUGGGAGCAGGGGUGGGUUCCCUUUCACAGAAUGUGGCGUAUUGCAGCAGCGGAGGUGGCGGUGCCGCUGUGGCUCGUAGACUUUGUAGUCUACCACAGAGGUUACACUGCUGUCACCGCUCUAUCACAGAGGUUGGUCUACACUGCUGUGAAAUCGGUAGGCCCGAGCGAGCUUUGGAAAGAGAAAUGCAGAUAGAUGUUCUUAUCAACUGACUCCCUGGUCAGGCUUUGAUGGGUGCUAGAUGAGAGUGAGCACAAGGGGCGAAGGCGCGCUUGUGUCUCAUCUCAACAACAAAACA